Molecule: messenger RNA, 1735 nt
Organism: Hevea brasiliensis (rubber tree)
Lineage: Eukaryota; Viridiplantae; Streptophyta; Magnoliopsida; Malpighiales; Euphorbiaceae
Exons: 2
Coding region: 152-1582 (476 amino acids)
Biological process (GO): porphyrin-containing compound biosynthetic process
Cellular component (GO): cytoplasm
Molecular function (GO): coproporphyrinogen oxidase activity; 4 iron, 4 sulfur cluster binding
Source: RefSeq, a predicted model, not a curated record
AUAAUAAUAAUAAUAUAGGUCGGUAUUCAAAACGGAAUCUAAUUUAUCCUCUUCAUUAUCAACAGCUGGUGGUCCUCCAGCAAAACGGAAUUUAGACACGCAUACCCCUUCUUCGCCACCACUAAUCCCUGCUAGGAAUCACAAUCCAGUGAUGCUGAAAUCAACCUUCACUCCCAUUUUCUCAAACUUCCCCUCCAAAACCACUACUCUUCAGAAAUUCCCACCCUGCUUGGUCAUUACCAACGCAUUCACUGGAUCCCCACCACCUAUUCGCCAGAAGUCCUCAGUCACCGCACCCACCUUAAUCCCACCUCUCCAACACCACCCUCCAACAUCAGCUUACGUCCACCUCCCUUUCUGUCGCAAACGCUGCCACUACUGUGACUUCCCAAUCGUUGCUCUCGGCUCUGCCAACCCAACCGACACCGACCCUCGAAUAUCUAACUACGUAGAAUUGCUUCAGCUGGAAAUAGUUUCAACAGUGUCAAAAUUCAAUACUCACCCACCUCUUGAAACCGUCUUCUUUGGUGGUGGCACGCCUUCUUUAGUGGCUCCAAGGCUAGUUGCGUCGAUUUUGGAUACGUUGAGGAGGAAGUUUGGGCUCUCUGAGGAUACUGAGAUAUCAAUGGAAAUGGAUCCUGGGACUUUCGAUGCUCAUAAAAUGGACGAGUUGAUGGGCUUGGGCGUGAAUAGAGUGUCAUUGGGAGUGCAGGCGUUUCAAGGGGAGUUGUUGAAAGCUUGUGGGAGAGCACAUGGAGUUAAGGAGGUCUAUGAAGCAAUUGAGAUUAUGGGAUCAUGUGGUAUUGAGAAUUGGAGCAUGGAUCUUAUCUCUUCUCUCCCUCACCAGACUCCACAAAUGUGGGAGGAGAGCUUGAGGUUGACAGUUCAAGCACAGCCUAAGCAUGUUUCUGUAUAUGAUUUGCAGGUUGAACAAGGCACAAAAUUUGGAAUCUUGUAUACACCAGGGGAGUUUCCUCUGCCAUCUGAAACACAAUCUGCUGAUUUUUAUCGAAUGGCUUCGCAGAUGCUUUCUGAUGCUGGUUACAGCCAUUAUGAAAUUAGCAGUUAUUGCAAAGAUGGGUUUGAAUGCAAGCACAAUUUUACAUACUGGAGGAACAAGCCUUUCUAUGGUUUUGGCCUUGGCUCUGCUAGUUAUGUUAAUGGAGAGAGGUUUUCAAGGCCAAGGAAGAUGAGAGAGUACAUGGGUUAUGUGAAGAAUAUGAAUAAUGGGGCAGUGGAUUGUUGUGGGAAUAAUCAUCUUGAUGCGAAGGACAUGGCCAUGGAUGUUCUAAUGCUCUCGCUUAGAACUGCAAGAGGUCUCGAUAUAAGGUCUUUUACAGAUGUAUUUGGUGGCUCGGUUGUUUAUUCUCUCUGCAAGGUCUAUAAACCUUAUAUAGAAACUGGACAUGUGGUUUGCUUAGAUGAGGAACGAAGAGCCAUGACUGCAGAUGAAUUCAAUAACUUGUUUACACAUGAAGAUGAGAUUUCAAGCAGACUGGCUUAUAUCCGGCUCAGUGAUCCAGAUGGUUUCCUGUUAUCAAAUGAGUUGAUAUCCCUUGCAUUUGGGGUCAUAGCUCCCUAGAGCUGCAAUCCUUCAGGAACCUGGGACUUAUUGAAAGCGGAUCUGACAGAUGAUCCUAAUGGCUGAAAAGUAUUUUCUGAAAUUGAUUUACUCAAUUAUUUAUUCCAAGGUCAUCUUAUUUAAGCAAGUUAAAAAAUACAGUUUGUUUUAUAA